Messenger RNA from Triticum dicoccoides, 1436 nucleotides. RefSeq names its product ethylene-responsive transcription factor ERN1-like. Gene Ontology annotation, biological process: regulation of DNA-templated transcription. Bases 4 to 1230 code for a protein of 408 amino acids. The record is from RefSeq and is a predicted model, not a curated record. The transcript has a single exon. Gene Ontology annotation, molecular function: DNA-binding transcription factor activity; DNA binding. NCBI's taxonomy places the organism in Eukaryota, Viridiplantae, Streptophyta, Magnoliopsida, Poales, Poaceae.
UCCAUGGCGAGGAAGCGCAAGGCAUCCGACGACGUCUCUGACACUGACAUCGACGUCGGCAUACCUCUAUCACUAGCUUCGACGGACGCGUGGACGACGUCCACGGUUGCGGCUACGACGGCGGCGAGGCAGCAGCAGCGGGGCAGGAAGCGGUUCGUGGGCGUGCGGCAGCGGCCGUCCGGCCGGUGGGUGGCGGAGAUCAAGGACACGAUCCAGAAGAUCCGCGUGUGGCUCGGCACCUUCGACACCGCCGAGGAGGCCGCCCGCGCCUACGACGAGGCCGCCUGCCUCCUCCGCGGCGCCAACACCCGCACCAACUUCUGGCCCCGCCCCUCGCCGCCUGCCGCCUUGCAGCCGCCGCCGCCGGCUAUGCUGUCGAUGCAGGCGCCGGCGUUGCCUUCCAAGGUCUCCAACCUCCUCCUCCUCCGCCUCAAGGCCCGCAACCAGCAGCUCCUCCUCAACGACGCCACGGCGCCGCAAGAGGCUGCGCUGCUACAGCAGCAGAUGCAGAAGCAGAUGUCCUCGUCGACAUCGUCGUGCCAAGAAUCAUACGUCCAUGGCCGUGACGACGAGUACUGCUUCCAGGUAGACGACUUUUUGAGCGAGGAGUGCAACAACUCGCCAGAAAUGGAGGAGGAAGAAGAAGAGGUGGAGGAAGAAGAAGAGGUGGAAGAGGAGGAGGAGCUGGACUUCCAGUUCAUGGACAAGCCGACGGUGGCGGAAGACGAGGACGCCGGAAUCUGCUCCCCGUUCGAGAUGGUCGCCGCCGAGCUCGGCGGCUCGGCGCCGGUGGAGGCUAACGAUGUGGACGGCGAGCCUGCGACGGCGGUGCAGGAGGCGAUGAGGAGGAUGGACUACGAGAGGAAGGUGUCCGCGUCGCUCUACGCGCUCAGCGGUGUGUCCGAGUGCCUCAGGAUGCGCCUCGGCGGCGGCGCCUCCGCCGCGCGCGAUCAGCUCUCCGGCCUGCGCGAGGCGUGCCGCAAGAAGCAGAGGGCGGCGGUGCAGCAGCCAGCAUCGGAGCAGUCCUCAGAACCAGCCGUCGCUGCUGCUGAUCAUGACGCAGAGGAGGGUAAAGCUUCCAUGCAAGAGGAGUGUUCAGGCAGCAGCAGCAGCGGCAGCAGCCUCACAGAGGCGGCGAGCUCGUCGUCACCGGAGGCUAACGUCACCGGCGACGGGGACGUGCUGCUGUGGAGCUCCCUGGACCUGGCGCCCAUCUGCUACAUGGCAUAGGCUGACCAGUUUUGUUGACGUGUUCCAUGGUUGCAACUUGCAGUUAGGUUGUGUUGCUGUGGAAUUCGUUUUGCUCCAUGCAUGGCAGAUGGCUCAUAUGAGAAGCCACCCCUGGCCAUCACUUGCUUAAUUACCAAUUUAUUUUGAGAAACAGUGGUAAUAACAACAGAAACGAACUUGCAUGCACCUCGGCUGGUAGUGCUUCA